Messenger RNA from Rhincodon typus (whale shark), 779 nucleotides. RefSeq names its product proton-associated sugar transporter A-like. Lineage: Eukaryota; Metazoa; Chordata; Chondrichthyes; Orectolobiformes; Rhincodontidae. Bases 46 to 672 code for a protein of 208 amino acids. Gene Ontology annotation, cellular component: membrane. The transcript has 4 exons. The record is from RefSeq and is a predicted model, not a curated record. Gene Ontology annotation, molecular function: sucrose:proton symporter activity.
AAUCUGUGUGUCAAUCACUUCUUAGGCUGGCUCUCCUUUGAAGGCAUGCUGCUGUUUUACACUGACUUCAUGGGGGAGGUGGUGUACGGCGGUGACCCCAAGGCCCCUCAUGACUCAGAAGCAUUUCAGAAAUAUAAUGCGGGAGUGAGCGUGGGCUGCUGGGGUAUGUGCGUCUACGCAUUCAGUGCUGCUUUUUACUCAGCACUCCUGGAGAAACUGGAGGAAUACUUCAGUAUCCGAACUCUCUACUUCUUUGGCUAUCUAUCCUUUGGGAUUGGCACUGGCAUUGCCACUCUGUCCAGGAACAGCUAUGUUCUUUUAUCGCUCUGUGUCACAUAUGGACUGCUGUUUUCUUCACUUUGCACUCUACCCUACUCGCUGCUGUGUGAAUACUACCACAGCAAAAAGUUUGUAGGACCGAAUGCGAAUGGGACCAAGCGGGGGAUGGGUGUGGACAUUUCACUGCUGAGCUGCCAGUACUUCCUUGCACAGAUCAUCGUUUCCAUAGUGAUGGGACCACUCACAUCAGUCGUGGGCAGUGCCAAUGGGGUAAUGUACUUUGCCAGCCUGACCUCCUUCAUCGGGUGCUUGUACUCUUCUCUGUUUGUGAUUUAUGACAUCCCUCUUGAUGAUAAUGGUGAGGAGCAGACUCCCCUCCUCAUGAAUGUCUGACUUAGCAAAUUCCACUUUCAAUCUGUUCAAGGAACUGACUCCUAGAAUAAGCCACUGGACAUUUGCACUUUCCCCAAGAUCCCACAACAUUAAGUCAUCAUUAUUCA